AUGAGCAGGCCACAUCAACCCAAAAUUAUGUUUAAACGAAGGACGAGCAUGGAUAAUAAGAACAAUCCACUCAUCAACUAUGAACGCAUCCAGGUCGAGAAAGACCAGGUGGCACCUGCUCCUCCGCCUCAACCUCCCCCGUUGGCAGUUCCACCACCAAGUGGUUCCCCCGGAAAGCUUCGGUUGAAGCUCAGUACGGCUAAGAUUUCCCUUCGGAAAAAUUCACAAAUUCCGCAAAAGAAUCUCCAAGCGAUUCCCAUAUCGGACUCUGUGCGUCGCAAGUCGGCUCCCCAACUCUUUACAUUCUCCAUAGCUCCCAAGGUUGACCACAGUGCGGAGAAUCCGCCUAGUACAGUGCCAAAAAUUCCGGGUUUUGAGCUGAGGAGCUCCAUUCGUCGCUCAAGGACACUGGGUCUUUCGAAUGGCGCUAGAAUGGGAGCACAAGGGCUGCCCAACGAUGACCUCCAACUUCAGGAUAGUGCCAGUGAACCCAGCAGCAGCUUAGCUGGAGGAGGUAGUUCCACCUCGCCGGAAUCCAUCCUAGACAAUGUACUAAGUGGUGCCUCAUCCGUAUCUGUGCAGAACAGCAGCAGCUCCCAGACCAGCAAUGCCACUGUAGCUCAGACCAUUAAAGGCAAGGAGCUCCUGCCGAAGAGAUUACUGUCCCUCAAGGCUUCUCCAGAGCUCAGAGUGUGCCCGCCCACUCCGGACACCAACCAACCCAAGCUGGAAAUGCUACCCCGACUACUUUUGGAGGCCGCAGCCAGGUCAGAGAUCUACGAUGCGUCAUCCCCCAUGGCCCGAAGUCGUUCGCCAUCGCUGGCCAUUUCUCCAGCAGUAUCUCCGGCACCCUCGCCCUCCCCGAGCAUUACCUUGAGACCCAGUACUCCGCCGGAGAACACAGUUAUCUUUACGGAUGAUCUCAAGUGCGGGAUCUGCCUGGACGUCUACACGGACCCAAGAACCCUGCACUGCCUUCACUCGUUCUGUCUGCAGUGUCUGGUCAGUGAGAACUUCAAGGACGAGUCUACCUGGGAGCAGGAUCCGUCUCGCAGUGAAGACCCUUCCUGCUACAGCCUGAGGUCCGAUAUGGGCGGGUCGAGUGCAGAGCUUACUGCUACGGUGUCACCUGCCAGGCAGAGGGGUUCCAGCUUCAGUUUGCGCCGGAAGAAGUCCAUGGAUCCACUGGAGGUCAGGUCAAGAAGUGAAGGAAAGAGGUCGACGAGUUCCUUCAACACCCGGUUUAUGGGGAGCUCCGUAAAUCAAAUGUCCAAACGUAGCAUCGUGUGCCAGAGCUGCAACUACCCCACGGACUUGCCACUCGGAGGUGUCCGUCAGUUGCCCCAAAACUAUCUAUUGGUGAGACGCAUAGAAGCCCUGCGGUUCCAAGCCAAUGAAGACGUCAUAUCGAGGAUCUGGUGCUCCCUUUGCACGGACGAGAUUAGUGCUACCUAUCACUGCAUCAGCUGCACCUUGAACUUGUGUACCCUCUGCAAGGAGGCCCAUGAACGGCAGAGGAACACCGCCAACCAUCGGCUGAGGAGUAUCCUGGAGCUGCGAAGGGCCCGAAAGCAGAAGCAACAGCAGCUGGGACUGGGGGACAGUAGCAAGCUGGUGCUUCGUUGUGGCAUUCACACGAAUUUCGAGCUUAAAGCAUUUUGCACCCACUGCCGGCAACUGGCGUGUACAGACUGCUUGGUCCUGCUCCACAAGGGUCACCGUCAUGAGACCAUCAACCGGGCCAUUGGACAUCAUGGCAAGUUACUAAGGGAGGCCACCGACCAAACUCGUCCCCUUUGCCAGUAUGCGGAGCACUCCAUUGAACGGCUGAAUGAGAUCGCCCGCGGCAUCAACGCCAGAUGCGAUGACAUCCAACACCAGGUGGAACAAUACUUGCAGAGCUACUUUGAGGCCUUGGAAGUGCAUCGGAGGACUCUGCUCCAGCAGAUCAGCAGGGCAAGGGAGUCCAAAGUGGAGGUUAUAAUCAAGCAACAACUGGACCUAGAAAAACGCACCCAAAUGGCCGUAGAUGCAAUGCGUUUCAGUCAGGAUAUCUUGGAAAUCGGCGCCGAUGUGGAAAUCCUUAGCUUUGUGGAUAUACUCCUCAGACGUCUGGAGUUCUGUCAGCAGUUUAAGCCUCCCGUGGAUCCCAAGAUCUCCGAUUCCCUUCAUUUUCUACCGAAGAUCCGAGCUCCCGCCACCAAGGACCAGCGAGACAUUCCCUUGUACGGAAUUAUCACCAUGCAGGUGGUGGAGCCGGGACUUUGUACCCUGGAAUGGGAAGGCUUUUCUCAACUACGCCUCCACAAGAAGGCCGAUCUCCUGCUGCAUUCAAGAGACGCCGAUGGAGUGUCCCUGUGCCACGGAGGACUGGAGAUUAACUGCAUCAUAAAAUACAAAGACCCCGCCUCAAAGUUCCUGCCCGUCGAGGUGUCAGACAAUCGAGAUGGCACCUACAAUAUCCAUUUCACCCCAGACUCCCAGGGCGCCGUAAUUCUGACGAUUACCAUUAAUGAUAGACCCAUCAGAGGUAGUCCAUUUACGUUCCAGGCGCGACAGGUUCGUCCCCACUCGGGAAUCUAUCACUGCUGUUCCUUCUGCUCCGGAAAAGGAAACCGGACAGUGAAGUGUUCGUGCGAGGGCCGCAUGCCUGGGUACAGUGGCUGCGGUCAUGGACACACAGGACACCCUGGUCGUCGUCACUGGUCCUGCUGCGGCAAUGUGCUAGAGAACUCGGAAUGCAAUGUGGCUAACAAGCUACUGAAUGCUUGAGGAUACUUAGCGGAGGGCAGAGCUCUAAAGUAAAUCCAAAAAAUCCCGCCCGGAAAUUCUGAAGUGGCUAAUAAAUACUCGGACCUCUACCU
Molecule: messenger RNA, 2864 nt
Organism: Drosophila bipectinata
Lineage: Eukaryota; Metazoa; Arthropoda; Insecta; Diptera; Drosophilidae
Product: E3 ubiquitin-protein ligase TRIM45
Molecular function (GO): zinc ion binding; protein binding; ubiquitin protein ligase activity
Source: RefSeq, a predicted model, not a curated record